Molecule: messenger RNA, 2337 nt
Organism: Cyanidioschyzon merolae strain 10D
Lineage: Eukaryota; Rhodophyta; Bangiophyceae; Cyanidiales; Cyanidiaceae
Product: glucosamine--fructose-6-phosphate aminotransferase
Exons: 1
Coding region: 1-2337 (778 amino acids)
Biological process (GO): fructose 6-phosphate metabolic process; UDP-N-acetylglucosamine metabolic process; protein N-linked glycosylation
Molecular function (GO): carbohydrate derivative binding; L-glutamine:D-fructose-6-phosphate transaminase (isomerizing) activity
Source: RefSeq, a predicted model, not a curated record
AUGUGUGGCAUAUUUGCCUAUGUGGUCUACGGAGUGGAGCGCUCCCGAGACGACAUCGCUGCAGUGCUGGUGAACGGGUUACGGCGCUUAGAGUACCGUGGCUACGACUCGGCUGGGAUCGCGUUGGACGAUAUUGUAAAUCCUUCAACUGGCGAGCGUAAGCCUUUGGUGAUCAAAGGACCUGGCAGCGUGGGCUGUCUGGCGGAACAAGUAGCAACGGCGUUGCGCUCGAGUCCGAACUUCAAGGUCAGGCAGCACGUGGGUCUGGCGCAUACGCGUUGGGCAACGCACGGCGCCCCCAGCGUCGAGAAUAGUCAUCCACAGGCUUCGGGACCUGAAAACGAGUUUCUCGUGGUGCAUAAUGGAAUAAUCACCAACUAUGCUGCGCUGAAGCAGGUUCUCGGGAAACGCGGCUACCAGUUUGUCUCGGAAACUGACACCGAAGUCGUUGCAGUGCUUCUGAAACACCUCUAUCUAGAGAUGAAAGCUGUGUGCGAUACAGUCUCUUUCCCAAGGCUCGUGAUGCUCAUGAUGCACGAACUGGAAGGAGCGUAUGCGUUAGCGAUUCGAUCACAGUUCUUUCCUGGCGAGCUGGUUGCGUGCAAGCGUGGUUCUCCACUCGUGCUCGGGAUCGCGUACCAUGACGGCGAACAGGUACACCUCGUCCAGCACAGCGAGCCGGCAAAAACUGAUGCUUCAAGAUCGCCAGCAUCGACACCAGGUGCAGUGGAGAGCGAAGGAACGACGCGAGCGGCGAUGUCCGCAGCAGAAACGGCGACCGCGAAUGGACGCUUUGAAUCCUCUGCUGUGGCCGCUGCCCGACAACGUGACGGACUAGAACCGGCAUCUUCAGGCAGCGUCGCCAAGAGUACUGGAGGUAGGUGCUUCCGUCGCCGGACCCCGCGUCGCCACUCGAUCGAUUUCAAAGUCGCACAAGUGAAUCUCGACUGUGAACUGCCGCACGGAUUCAGCUUCAAUACUAGUACAUCGGCACCGGACUCAGGAAUGGGCGAAAGAGCGGGGGGUGUAGAGCUCUUUUUUGCAUCAGAUGUGAGCGCACUUGUGGAACAUACCCGUGAAGUGGUUGUGCUUGAAGAUAACGAUGUCGUCCAUGCCAGCGCAGACGGAUCGGUGGAUAUCUUUUCUUUUCUAGAUGCGGAAUCGCAGUCGCUGUUGACGCAAACACGUGCGCUUUGUACACUUGAUAUAGAGUUGGAACAGAUUGAACGUGGUCGCUUCGAGCAUUUUAUGCUGAAAGAGAUCUUUGAACAGCCUGAGAGCAUCCGAGGAACAAUGCGCGGCCGCGUGCAACCCGCGACGGGAACUGUACUGCUCGGUGGCUUACGCGAACGCCUCGAUGACCUUGUUCGCAGUAACCGCUUGAUAUUUGUGGGUUGUGGAACCAGCUACCAUGCGGCACUUGCAUGUCGGCAACUUGUCGAACAGCUGACCGAACUUCCCGUCUCCGUGGAGCUGUCCAGCGAUUUUUUGGAUCGCGCUUGUCCGCUCUUUCGCUCCGACGUUUGCGUUUUCGUAAGCCAAUCCGGGGAGACGGCAGACACCCUUGAGGCACUCCGGUACGCCAAACGACGACAUGCACUAACAGUCGGUGUUGUCAACGUCGUCGGGUCUGCUAUCGCCCGCAUAACGGAUUGCGGUGUCCACCUGAAUGCGGGUUGCGAGAUUGGAGUCGCAUCCACGAAAUCGUAUACUUCGCAGAUCGUCGCUAUUAUUAUGAUCGCGCUUUUGCUGAGCGCUGAUCGUUUGAGCAAGCAAACUCGGCGAAGAGAGAUUAUUGACGGACUUGCCGCGUUGCCAACCGCAAUUGAACGGGUGCUGAUGCUGAAUGAUAAGUUGAGAAUGUUGGCUGUAGGGGUCUUGCGGGACGCGGUAUCCAUUCUAGUGUGCGGUCGUGGGUACCAGUACGCUACGUGUCUUGAGGCAGCACUCAAAAUCAAAGAGGUCAGUUAUAUUCACACCGAGGGUAUUCACGCAGGCGAACUGAAGCAUGGACCCCUGGCUCUAAUCGAUCAGGAAAUGCCAAUGAUAGUCUUUGCGACUCGCGAUAACGGCUAUGAGGCGAUCUGUAACGCGGUGCACCAGCUUCUGGCGCGUGGAAACCCACAGCGCAUGAUUGUUGUAUGCAGCGAGGGCGACGGCCAUUUCUUUCAGGGCUUAGGUGUUGGUACCACGCUUGAAGUUCCGCACACUGCAGACUGCCUCCAAGGUGUCGUGAACAUCGUUCCAAUGCAGUUGAUUGCCUAUCAUCUCGCAGUUGCGCGAGGUUUAAAUGUGGAUCAACCACGCAAUUUGGCGAAAUCGGUUACGGUGCAAUAG